This is a messenger RNA of Coregonus clupeaformis (lake whitefish), 3552 nucleotides long. RefSeq names its product zinc finger and BTB domain-containing protein 46. The transcript has 6 exons. Bases 367 to 2304 code for a protein of 645 amino acids. NCBI's taxonomy places the organism in Eukaryota, Metazoa, Chordata, Actinopteri, Salmoniformes, Salmonidae. The record is from RefSeq and is a predicted model, not a curated record. Gene Ontology annotation, biological process: regulation of transcription by RNA polymerase II. Gene Ontology annotation, molecular function: DNA-binding transcription factor activity, RNA polymerase II-specific; RNA polymerase II cis-regulatory region sequence-specific DNA binding; protein binding.
GGGAGAUACGGGGACACAGAGCGAGGGAGAGAGCACCAUAGGGAAAGAGAGGGAGAGAGACAGACACAGAGGGGGAGGCUGGUUCCUGAUACCAAGACAGGAAAAAGCAAGGGAGGGAAAAAGAGAAAAAAAAAGCCUGGCGGAGACAGGGAGAGAGGGGGAGAAAACAGGGGAAUAACAUUUAGAGACAUAAAAGGCGUAGGGGAGGAAAUAAGAGAAUACUGUGUUCUUCUGAACACCCCCCUUUCUUUCUCUCUCUCGCGCAGUCACACCGGAUUGGACUCCAAAGAAUCUACACCGCGUCUACCCCAGACCCCAUGGGUUAACAGACUGUAUCCAGGGAAGGCUUACAGGUCAGCUAACCAAAUGAACAGCAACAGGAAGGAGGACAUGGAGAUCGCGUCCCACUACCGGCAGCUCCUGCGGGAGCUCAAUGAGCAGCGGCAGCAUGGCAUCCUGUGUGACGCCUGUGUCAUCGUGGACGGGAAGAUCUUCAAGGCCCACAAGAACAUCCUCCUGGGCUCCUCGCGCUACUUCAAGACCCUUUACUGCCAGGUGAAGAAAGGGGCGGAGACACAUCACCAGACAACCGUCACUCACCUGGACAUCGUCACAGCGACGGGCUUCAAGGCCAUCCUGGACUUCAUGUACUCGGCCCACCUGGCGCUGACCAGUAAAAAUGUAAUUGAGGUGAUGUCAGCCGCCAGCUACCUGCAAAUGACCGACAUCGUCCAGGCCUGUCAUGGCUUCAUCAAGGCCGCACUGGACAUCAGUAUCCGCUCUGAACUGGCCGACGAACUGGCCGACUUUGAGAUGGGGGCUGCCGCGGCCGCUGGUGUAGGGGGAGGUGGAGGAGGUGGGGGAGGUAUAGGGGGAGGAGGAGGGUUAGGAGGGGUGGCGUCAGAAGCCUUAGUGUCUAUCAUAUCAGGACGAAGCUCCUCGCCCUGGCUGGGGAGGCGUACAAGCCCAGCCAACUCCUCUGGUGACUCAGCCAUUGCCAGCUGCCACGAGGGUAGUGGCAGUACAUACGGUAAAGAGGACCAGGAGCCACCCAAGAGCCACGAGAGCCAGGAGGACGGUGGUCACGACUCCCAGCACGCCUGGCCACACAACUACCGUCCCGUCACUGUCAAAGAGGAACAAGUCUCACCCUCCUCCAUUUCUCAUCCCCGGGACGGGCCCAAGGUGGGUGCAGGGGCACAGGGGGAGCAGGGGGGAGGAGGUGAAGGGGCGUGGCAGCCCUCGGGGUCGGGGCGGAGGAAGAACAGGAAGAACAAAGACACGGUCAGACACAUUACCCAGCAGGCCGAGGGGGACAGAGACAGCAGGCCGGGGUCGCCGCUGCCCUCCAUGUUGGGCGUGACGGGAUGGAGCUACAAUGGACAAGACAUCCCAGGUGCAGAUGUGACGGAGCCCAACAGCUCAGACAGUCGCGGAGAACGCCUCGACUUUUUCCUCAAACAGGAAGCGGCUCUGGCAGCGAGCGAGGCCAACUUCCUGGGUGCUAGCGAAUCAGAUGAUGCCGGAGGUGGGACCGGGGGCAGGACUACCCCAUUGGUAGCUAAUCUGAGGGCAGCGUUGAUGAGUAAAAACAGCCUGCUGUCGCUACGGGCUGAGAUGCUGGGAGACGAUAACCCUCUACUGUUUGAGUACCUGCCCAAAGGAGGACACUCCCUCUCACUGAAUGACUUCACAGUGAUCCGUAAGAAGUUUAAGUGCCCCUACUGUAGUUUCUCUGCCAUGCACCAGUGCAUCCUGAAGAGGCACAUGCGCUCCCACACAGGCGAGAGGCCCUACCCCUGUGAGAUCUGUGGCAAGAAGUUCACCAGAAGGGAGCACAUGAAGAGACACACACUGGUCCACAGUAAGGAUAAGAAGUAUGUGUGUAAGAUCUGCAGCCGGGUCUUCAUGUCGGCAGCCAGUGUUGGAAUCAAACAUGGCUCCCGUCGCCACGGCGUCUGCGCUGACUGUUCCGGGCGGGGCAUGGCCGCGUUAUUGGACCACAACGGGGAAGUGGGCGGAGACGUCUCCCCCGAGGACGAGCUGUAUCCUGGCGACCACCGUUUCCAUGAUGACCAGACGGAGUGCGACGGUGACGGAGAGGGGGAGGAAGAGAUGAUGACGGAAGGGGAUGGAGAGAUAAUGGGAGAGGUGGAUGACGAGGGAAGGAAGUGGAAGGAUGACUCAGGGAUGAUGACGGAGGGAGACGGAGUGAUGGACAACGACAAGGAGGAGAGCUGUGACUCUGUGCCAGAGCGGGAGCAGCACAACGGGAGCGAGAAGGAUUUCUCCUGGAUCUCUUAGGAUCCCAUGGGAUCAUUUAGGAUCUAUCGUGGAUCUGUUGGGAUGUCUUAGGCAGAGACAGCUCUCUUUACCCAUGUAUAUGGGCAGGCCUUUCUCUGAGUGGGGUAUGUGGGCGAUACGUGACAAUGAUCUAAAUUGACAGGUGCCACACACACACACACACACACACACAAGCUGAGCCCUGUACUGAUGAUUACCAUGGAGAACGAUUGAGAGUAAAAAGAAAGAGAAAGAGAGGCUCGUUCUAAUCACCUCCUUUCUUUCUGAUGCAGUUUCUUUCCUCUUUAGUUUUGUUGGUUUUGUUUUUUUGUUUGUUUCUGAUGAGGACCAGACCAGAGUCUGUGCAUUGGUUUAGAUGUCCACCUAUGACACACUGGCACCAAUGAGGACUCAUUAAACGUCUUGGGUGAUUUUGAACUGUGGCCGUUUGUGGUCACAGUUGCCAUGGACAUGACGGAUUGUUAACGGUUUGGGAAAAUGCCAAGGUGGUGUCUUGUUGCCAUGCAGUGUUAUUUGGGGACAGUCUCUAUACAUUUUUGGGACAGCCUUUUAUCUAUUGCAAAGAUGCACGCGUCGGGCAGCGGUUGGCACAUUGUCUCCUGCAGAGUGAAACUGCCACAAACUUGCACUUUAACGUCGACUAGAAUCCUGUCAAUGCCCUCAACCCGUGGUUUACAUUUUCAAUCUGAUUUUACCUACACAACUCGGUGACCGCACCUACCUUUAAGGAUAUAUUGUAUGUCCUCAUGACUGUUAUGAUAUAUAAAUAUAUGGAUAUUAGAAUGCUUUUGCUGUAGUUUGCUGAUUAUAUAGCCUAUGCCUUUAAAUGGGUUCUUUCUCCUCCACUUAAGUUUACCAUGUGUUUCUGUUGAGCUGUGUUGAGAAUUAUGAAAGGUUGAGCAAAUGUACAUACAAACAAGCCACAGGAAUUAGAUUGAGCAAGAGGGAGAGUUGACGAGCGAGAGGGAGAGAUAGGUGUAUGAGAGAGAAAGGGAGUGUUAGAGAGACGAGAGAGUGAGAGUGAACACUAUGCAGGAACAUAAAUGAUCAAUCCAGAUGUAAGUGUUCUUAAAUCUCUACUUUCAGAGAGAGGACAUCAAAUGAAAGUGUAUUGGUCGCGUACACAGUUUAGCAGAUGUUAUAGCGGUGCAGUGAAAUGCUUAUGUUACUAGCUCCAGAUAAUGCAGUAGAUAGAUCAGAGAGAGAGCGCGAGAGAGAGAGAGAGAGAGAGAGAGAGAGAGAGAGAGA